This is a messenger RNA of Malania oleifera, 2382 nucleotides long. RefSeq names its product rop guanine nucleotide exchange factor 3-like. The coding region runs from base 654 to 1970 and encodes 438 amino acids. Lineage: Eukaryota; Viridiplantae; Streptophyta; Magnoliopsida; Santalales; Ximeniaceae. The record is from RefSeq and is a predicted model, not a curated record. Gene Ontology annotation, molecular function: guanyl-nucleotide exchange factor activity. The transcript is spliced from 7 exons.
AGCAUUAAUCACAAUUUAUGAUACCCAUUUCUGCAACUGGGUCUCUGUAUCCUGAGCCGAUGAUCGGGCGGCCACAAUUUCUCGAGUUCCAUACUCAUGCUCAGAUGGGUUUGCUCUAAGAAAGUUGUUCUUUUGAAAGAAAAGGUUCUCUGUUUCAGAUGAGAAUGAGGUUCAAUGUUUGGGAGGGAACUGUUUCAAACGGUCCUCAGCUUCAACACUGCAGCAAUUCAAAUCUGCCAAUAAAGGUACAUAAAGAAAGGGUUUUACCGUUGCUUUUGCCACAACCGUUGCCCUUAAAUUUUCAAAUUUCAGUUUGCUCUGCCUUAUUCUGAGACUUUGCUGCAAAUGCAGGGAAUUGUUUAAGGCCUGCAGGAAAUAUAUAGCUACCUAUGAGAGAGACUUUUCUUUAGGAGGAAAAAGAAAAGCACUGCUUUCUUUCUUUCCCUUUUUUUUUUUUUUCUUUCACGGCAAAUUCUGAACAAUUCUAGGACCAAUUCCUGCAUCUGAAGGCUCUUGUCCCUUCGAAUCCCUCCAGUUUCAACUCGGGGUAUCCUGUGAACUUUAGAUCCCGCCAACAGAAGAAGUCGUUCUCUUCUAUGACAUUCUCAUGGUCUGCAGAUUUGACCAAUUAGGCCGCAAAUUGUAGAGCCCAGAUGGAUAAUCUGAGUACAGAUGAGAAUUACGAUGUGGGUUCUGAACCUUCACUUUGCUCCAUGGAUCGUAGAACUAACGGAUAUUCGACACUCAGCAGCACUACGCUCGGAUACAGCCGAACAAACUCUGAAACCUCGGCCUUUUCGUACCCCACGGAUGAUAACAGCUUCUGUGAUGAAUCUUCUCCUGUGUGCUGGUCAGUCUCCAAGUUGGUUAUCCAGAACCAGGCUGUUCUUGCAGGACUUGGAUUGAAGGAGCAAUAUGACAUUGUCAAUGAUAAACCCAAUGAUCACAACACGGAAGACUGCUUAGAAUUGGAAAUGAUGAAGGAAAGGUUUUCAAAGCUUCUGUUGGGAGAAGACAUGUCUGGAGGUGGAAAGGGCGUCUGCACAGCGGUUACAAUCUCGAAUGCCAUAACCAACCUUUAUGCUACUGUUUUUAGCCAAACUAAGAGGCUAGAACCGCUGACUCCUGAGAAGAAGUUGAUGUGGAAGAGAGAAAUGAACUGUCUUCUAUCCGUGUGUGAUUACAUAGCUGAAUUUUUUUCGGAAACACAAACUUUACCAGAAGGAACAGUAAUUGAGGUGAUGUCAAGCAGACAAAGAUCCGAUAUUCAUCUCAACCUCCCUGCUUUGCAGAAGCUUGAUGCAAUGCUCCUAGAAAUACUGGACAGCUUCCAGGAGGUAGAGUUCUGGUAUGCAAAAGAUGGGAAACUGCCUCCAAAUUCAAGCCGUGUUGGUUCAUUUAGAAGGGUUUUUCAGCGGAAAGAAGAAAAAUGGUGGUUGCCAGUUCCUUGUGUUCCUAUGGGCGGUCUCUCAGAGAAGGCGAGGAAACAUUUGCAACACAAACGUGACUCUGCUAAUCAAAUUUACAAAGCAACCAUGGCUAUCAACAGUAGCAUUCUUGCCGAGAUGGAAAUCCCAGAAUCAUACAUGUCAUCUCUUCCCAAGAGUGGAAGGGCAAGUCUUGGAGACACAAUAUACCGUCACAUGUGGACUGCAGUCAAAUUCUCCCCAGACAGCCUUCUUGACUCUCUCAAUAUAACAUCUGAACAUGAAGCACUUGAGCUUGCAGACCGGGUCGAAGCUUCAAUGCAUACAUGGAGACGUAAAGCUUGCACAAGCCAUUCAAAAUCAUCAUGGAACAUGGUGAAAGAUCUCAUAUCUGAUGCUGAUCGCAAUGACAAAAACCACUUUCUGGCACCAAGAGCAGAGGGUUUGUUGCUUUGCUUGAAGCAAAGGUACCCCGAGCUUUCACAAACCACCUUGGACACAUGCAAGAUACAGUACAAUCAGGUAAGGGCAAUGCAUCCAUGAUGUGGGGAAAGCAAUCCUUGAGAGCUACUCAAGAGUUUUGGAAGGUCUGGCGUUUAACAUUGUUGCUUGGAUUGAAGAUGUGCUAUUUGUGGAUAUAUCCAUGAAAGCGCAAGACGAGUAGGAACACAAAAUGAGUUCAACUCUAAAGUCGAUAUCCCAUUCGCAACUCUCAUGCAAAAAGUAAAAGAUGAUGAUCAAGAAAAUGGGAACAUUUGACAUGCAAGUGCUAGAAGUGUUGAGUGUGGCUACUAGUUAGGACACUUAAUGUCUCAUUUGCAGAUUUUGAGCAUCUGUACAUUGGCUUCUAUAGAAUAAGCCUGUGAAAUAUUUUCACAGUAAUGAAAAUGACUGCUAAUCAAAUGCGAAAAACACCUAAUUUUCCUUGGGCAACAAAUUAGAUGGUUGUUGGAAA